Molecule: messenger RNA, 1713 nt
Organism: Microbotryum saponariae
Lineage: Eukaryota; Fungi; Basidiomycota; Microbotryomycetes; Microbotryales; Microbotryaceae
Source: the annotation of a GenBank genome assembly
AUGACGUGGACGUGAGCGGCCGCUGACCUGCGGGCUCCGGUUACUCGGCUUUCAUUUCCCCCCCCCCGGCCAUUGCUGCGCAUUCGUGCAUCAUGCAGGGCCAUGACCUGUAAGUCUGCUUAGAGUUCUGCUCUAGUGACCACUGAACGCCCGUAUGCUCCAAGCUCACUUGUCCUCGACUUCUGUUAGACCCCCUCGUCAACCUGUCGACGCGUAGUCAGGUCGCUGCAAGAGAAGAGGGCCAAGUCAGUGCGAACGGUUACGAUGCAAAGAAUUCAUUGCUGAUACUGUAAGGCAUAUUUGGAACCCAGAGCACUAGGGCUGCCGCUCUCAAGGUCAUCAAAGAAGACGGCAUUGUCGGAUUGUACGAUGGGCUGUCCUCGUCGCUGCUCGGAAUUGCCAUCACGAACGGGUGAGCAACUCCAUCGACCAAUAGGCGAGGUCCCAGAGUGUCAACUGACCGCUGGUGUAUCUUUAUACCCCAGUAUUUACUAUCUUUUGUGAGAACUAAUUGCCUGAAGCUGGCGGCCGCAGUAAAGGUUUUAAUCAGCUGAAGUCCUCUCCUGGGACCCGUACAGCUUUGAGGAGACCCGCGCUUAUGUCAUGCGAGCGAGGAAAGACCCCAGGAAGGCUCUCUCUACCAUCGAGUCCAUCCUCACUUCCGCUAUUGCGGGUAAGUCAACCUAGGCGAGGAGCAUCAACGUUGGAUCUUUGGCUCAUUUUUUCGACGUCUUUAUAGGUGCCGCGACCUCGGUGUUUUCGAACCCCAUUUGGGUCGUCAACGUACGUUCAUGUUGGACCUUAUGUGUUUGUGAUCUUGAGCUUAAGUUCGAGUCGGUCUGUGUCCCCGCACCCUCGUGCAGACGCGCCAAACCGUGCGCACGACCGUCAAGGCCGAUCCCUCGCUGCCGACCUUGCAAAGCAAGAAAAUCGUCGUCGAGAAAAAGCUCAAUGUCAUCCAGACGAUCAUGCACAUCAUCAACACCGAUGGCUUUGGUGCUUUCUUCCACGGCCUCGGUCCGGCGCUGAUCCUCGUCAGCAACCCGAUACUGCAAUUCACUGUAAGUUCUCUCUCGGCAUAGACCAUCUAAUAACGCGCCGUCAGAGUCGCGGCUGAGCAUACGGAACUACGGGAUGUUAUGCAGCUUUUCGAACAACUCAAGAACAUCAUCUUGGCCCGUCGGGCGACCCGGCUCGCCAAAGGAGCCGGCGCUUCGCCUUUGACCGAUCUUGACUUCUUCUUGCUCGGGGCUGUGUCGAAGCUUUUCGCUACGUCUAUGACCUACCCUUGUAUGUUCUUUCGGUGUGGUACAUGUUUUCAUCACGACCUUUUUGACCGAAGAUCCCUGCUACGCUCCAUUCCAUCCAGACCUGACGGUAAAGGCCCGGAUGCAAGCUGGCCACGCCGAGGGUCGCUCAUACACGUCGUCGUUCGAUGGCUUGAGAAAGAUCAUUAAGAAGGAUGGUGUGGCCGGGCUGUACCAAGGUGUCGCUCCCAAGCUCAUCCAAUCCGUAACAACGGUACGUCCGAUAGACGGGGCCGAGUCGACGCGCUCCUCUUGCAACGGACAUGCUGAUGAACCUGACCGUUCCUUCUUCGUUCCCUCACUGCCUCCCGCUCUUGUGACGCAUCAGGCCGCCAUUCUGUUUCUGGCCAAGGAGAAAAUUUAUCAAGCCAGUGUCAAGGCGAUGUCGACUGUGACCAAGGUUUAA